AUGCCAUUCGAUACAUGGCUCACAUCUCAACUCGGGAUACGUAUCCCUCUCGUCCAAGGUGGUAUGAUGUGGGUAGGCAAAGCUGACCUGGUCUCAGCUGUCGCAAACGCAGGUUGCCUCGGAUUCCUCACAGCUUUGACCUUCGAAACACCUGAGCUUUUGCGCGCUGAGAUUCGCAAGUGUCGAUCAAUGCUCGAGGCGGACGCUGUACAAUUUGGCGUCAACAUCACAUUAUUGCCUGCCAUCAAUCCGCCUGAUUAUAUGGCGUAUGCGAAAGUUGCAGUUGAGGAGGGCGUUAGGGUCAUUGAGACGGCAGGUGACCCAAGCAAGAUCUUAAAAUACAUAAAAGACAACGGAUGCACCGUAAUCCACAAAUGCGUAACUCUAAAGCACGCACUACGCGCCGAGAAACUCGGCGUCGACUGCAUCUCAAUCGACGGCAUCGAAUGCGCCGGCCAUGGAGGAGAAUACGACAGCACCUCUCUCGUACUCCUCUCCCUCUGCGCAGAGCAACUACAAAUCCCCUACCUGGCAUCCGGCGGCUUCGCAAACGGCAGACAAUUCGCCGCCGCACUAGCCCUAGGAGCCGCAGGCGUAAACAUGGGCACUCGAUGGAUGACCACGAAAGAGGCGCCGAUCCACCCCAACGUCAAAGACGCCAUAGUCAAAGCGACGGAGAAUGACACGAUACUCGUUUUGCGGAAAUUUCGUAAUACGACGCGAUUGCAUAAGAAUAAAGUCAGCAUGGAAGUGUUCAAGAUUGAGAAUACGAAGAAGGAUGUGGAGUUUCGGGAUGUUGCGCAUUUGAUGAGUGGGAAGAGGGGGAAGGGUGUUUAUGAGACCGGGGAUGUUGAUGCUGGCGUCUGGAGCUUGGGCAUGUGUAGUGGCCUGAUACACGAUGUUCCAAGUUGUAAAGAGCUGGCUUUGAGGCUGCAGAGGGAAGCGGAGGAGGCGCUGGAGAAGACCAGUGUAUUGAGAAAUGCUCGGGCGAGGCUGUAA
Molecule: messenger RNA, 999 nt
Organism: Lithohypha guttulata
Lineage: Eukaryota; Fungi; Ascomycota; Eurotiomycetes; Chaetothyriales; Trichomeriaceae
Exons: 3
Coding region: 1-999 (332 amino acids)
Molecular function (GO): nitronate monooxygenase activity
Source: RefSeq, a predicted model, not a curated record